GUUUGGUGCAAGUAUCUUCAUUUAGCAUUGAUGGCAAAGUUACAGGAUGUCGUGUUCAUGACUUAAUACAUGACAUGAUCCUUAGAAAAGUGAAGGAAACAGGGUUUUGUCAAUAUUUUGAUGAGCAUAAUCAAUUAAUGUCAAGUGGGAUCGUUAGACGCUUAACAAUAACAGCAGGUUCCUAUGAUUUGAUUAGAGUUGAAAGAUCACACAUUCGGUCAAUUCUAAUUUUCACAAAGGAAAUUUUAUGUGAACACUUGAUGGGCGAAAUCCUUGCAAAAUACAUGCCGUUGAAGGUACUUGAUUUUGGUUAUGCUCAAUUCAGUCAAUUGUAUGAUGUUCCUGAAAAUUUGGGGAAUUUAAUCCACUUGAAGUAUCUAAGCUUCAGGUAUACACGGAUACAAAGUCUCCCAAAAUCUAUUGGUAAGCUCCAAAACUUGGAGACCUUGGAUGUACGAAAUACAUUUGUGUCUUACAUAGCAAAGGAGAUUAGCAAACUUAGAAAGCUGCGCCAUCUUCUGGGUGAUACAUUAUCUUCCAUUGAAGUAAUGGAUAGUCUUGGAAGCAUGACAUCCCUUGAAAAGAUACGUGUACUCAAAAUAGAUCCUGACGGAUUGGUGAUUAAAGAGCUAGGAAAGUUAAAGCACUUAAAGGAUUUGAGGAUUGCUAGUUUUAGGGAAGAACACACAAACACUCUAUGUGCCUCAAUACAUGAGAUGCAAUUAGAGGCACUACAUAUUUAUGAGCCUCUUUGGAUAAAAAUUAGACUCUAUCCAGAAGAUGACAAUGAAAUAAUUGACUUGCCCUUUAUGUCAUCCCUAUCUACAGUCAGGAAGCUUUGCUUAAAUGGGAAGUUAAAAAAGUUACCAAAUUGGAUUCCUCAGCUUCAAAAUCUUGUGAAAUUAUCUUUGAAGAAUUCCGACUUAACUAAUGAUCCAUUGGAAUCACUGGAAGAUAUGCCAAAUUUAUUGUUCCUCUCUAUCAGUUCUCAUGCUUACGUAGGUGAAACUAUGCAUUUUCAAGAUGGAGGGUUUCAAAAACUAAAGGAGCUAGAGCUUAUAUAUUUGUCCAAAUUGAAUUCCAUCUUUAUUGGAAGAGGAGCACUACAUUCUUUGAAAAAGCUUCAAUUAGAAAAAAUCCAACAUCUCAAGACAGUACCCUAUGGCAUUCAACACUUAGCGAAACUUGAAGUUCUUAAUAUCAGGUAUAUGCCAUAUGAAUUUGAGCAGAGCAUUGCUGACGAUGGAGGACAAGAGCAUUGGAUGAUCCAACAUGUGCCCUGUGUACAAAUUACAAACUUGUCGACUUUCCCAAAGAGAGAGUCAGUUUCAAAAGUCCAAUAAUAUCCAGAUUUCUAUAUAAAAAAAAGAUUAGGGAGAUUUGCGUAUUUGGAUUCUUGAAGGUUGGGACCGAGCCAUUCUUAUUAUGAGCAAGCACAAGGACUGGUUAAAGAGUUGGUGGAAUAUUCAAGAUAGGAAGAUAAGCCAGAAUUGGACAACAUCUAACUUUCAUAUCCAUACCAUCACAAAAUUACCUCAAUGGCUAGCAGGUUUUUCAAUGCAAGCUACGAAGCACAAGCUGGUGGACACUGUAGUGAUUGAUGGGAUUCAGUUGUAGUCACCCACAUUAGUGAUUUUGGUAUAAUAAAAGUACUCAAUAUCCUACAAUGUAAAAGGACUGCUGGCUGAUAUGUUG
Cajanus cajan (pigeon pea) is the source of this 1695-nucleotide messenger RNA. Lineage: Eukaryota; Viridiplantae; Streptophyta; Magnoliopsida; Fabales; Fabaceae. The record is from RefSeq and is a predicted model, not a curated record.